AUGCAUAUCGCUAAAGACUCCAUUGUAACUUCAGGCACAUCUACAGGAAGCGAUGAUGCAGGCGCGGUGCGCUUUUGUUCAUUUUGCAAUAAGCCUUUCACAGCAGCAACCUCGUACACUCGCCACGUAGCAUAUUGUCGCCGUGCGCAGCUGCGGCCACGAAUGCGGCGGAGGUCAUGCCGUAAUUGCAAAGCUUCCAAGGCCAAGUGCAGCUUCCAGCCGCGCUGCGCCCGUUGUUUAACUAAGAACUUGCAAUGCAUCUACGAACAUGAUUCAAGAGCAUCGCUGAAUACAUCUUCUUCGGUUUCACCCGUGCAUCUGACUAAUACUGAGCCCUCUUUUCUGCUCCAAGACGACAGCAUCCCCGCGCCUCUGGAACCUUUCGAUCCAUUUCCCCGAGACGUUUCGGCUGAUGACUUUGCACUCAUCCCAGGCCUCGGCGACACCAACCCUUCAUCUUUGCUUGACGGAGUCCUCUUUCCUCCUUCUUCCUGGGAUAUUCCAUUCGACUUUUCCUUCAAUCAGCUCGAAACAGUCGAGGUUAGCAGCAAAGAUGAAAACACGUAUUUGACAAGAGUCGACAACCCUCAUGCAUUUGCCCGAAGAAGCGCAGAUCUGAUUUUGGAUGCCUUGUAUGCUGUCGUGGAGCAAAUGCGAAGGAGGGAAACGUUCCCGCCGUUCAUUCACCCGCAUUGGCAUCAGCCUUCUCUGCCCGAGCCUCUCGCGGUAUGCAUGCACAUUUCACAGAUGUAUGCACUACAAACCAAUGAGAUGCGAGCAUUCCUCUGGCGCACCAUACUGGCGGAACAAAGACGUGCGGUACAACGGCUGGAGACUCUGAAUGAUCAGGAUCUACUCGCUGAAAUGCAAGUAGGCAUGGUGUACCUAAUCAUGCGACUGGUAGAUGGCAUCUUCUCAGACCCGGAUUGGACGCGCGAGAUGAUGACCAUACAGACAACCAUGUGCAUGCGCUUCUACGAAAACAACGGUCGACAAUUCUUCACCUCGGAACAAGAUCAUCCCAGUGCGACGUGGGAAGAGUGGAUUUACGCCGAGUCACGGAGGAGAACAGCGAUGGUCUGGUUUCUUAUUACAAGCACGAUUGUUGUCAAUACAGUCAAUUGUGCUACCACGGAAACACCCGAGGUCUUGCCGUUGCCUGCCCCAAAGACGCAAUGGGAGGCUCGGACUCGUGGAUCGUGGUUGAGUGAGAUGGAAGCUGGAACACCUGCUCUUUCGACUUUUGGGGCUUUGAUGAAAGCGAAAAAAGAGAGUAACGAGCGGUCGAAUGCACAUAUGUUGGGAGCUUGGAAUGCGAGGGCAGACAGCUUGGGUUCGCUAUUGAACAUUGCCACUGCAAUAGCCUAG
Periconia digitata is the source of this 1368-nucleotide messenger RNA. NCBI's taxonomy places the organism in Eukaryota, Fungi, Ascomycota, Dothideomycetes, Pleosporales, Periconiaceae. The record is from the annotation of a GenBank genome assembly.